This is a messenger RNA of Spirodela intermedia, 2180 nucleotides long. The record is from the annotation of a GenBank genome assembly. Lineage: Eukaryota; Viridiplantae; Streptophyta; Magnoliopsida; Alismatales; Araceae.
AUGAUGGAAAACUUCACGGUCAGUACAAGAGUAAAUUCGUGUGGCUCCCACUGAUAUUGAUAUUUGUUUCACCUUCGUCAAGAGGAGGGUCAUCCCAUCCUUCAGAGAACUUGAUGUUAUUAUUUUGGUUUAGAGUUCAGAUCUGUGAUUUCACCGGCUGAAAUAUCCACCCACUUGAAGCAGAUCUCGUUGGCAAAUUUUAAGAGCGGGCGUCUGCACACAUUGAUUACCAGUGCAUUCAGCCACAUGGAUGGAGAUCAUAUCUUGAUCAACAUGAUUGGUCUAUAUUUCUUUGGGACAAAUGUAAGAUCCUGCCUUCUAAUGCAUCGAUUCUGAUUCAUUUCUUUUAUAAAAUUAUAUUUAAAAUUUGAUCCUAAAUCAUUCUUCAAGAGGUAGCAAUCAUGAUAUCUCAAGACCAAGCAUGUUGAUCUUAUUAGUAAAAUGUUGUUGGAACUAGCUUCGCUGGAUCUGAACGAAUAUAUUAGUAACAUGUUGGAUCUUAUAUCAUACAGAUAUCCAAUCUCAUGCCUUUAAAUUUAUAUGCUCAAAGGUGUCAUGAAGAAAGUCCUUUGUUCUUGGAUAUUGAACUGUUUCUUGACCAGUUUCAUUUCAAUUGGCUUUACUGUAUUGGGAUUUCAUCUUUAUCGUCUUGCAUCCAUCGAAUAUGGUUUUGGAAACUAUUUUCAACUGUGCAUGGAAGAGGAUCUACUGAGAAUUCUAAUGCAGGUAGAUGUGACCGUCUUGGAUGGGAAAUCUAAGGCAUGCUACUCCGUGUAAUAUUAGACUGUCUGUCGAAAUAAACUGUUCAUAUGAACCAUAGUCUGUCAAAUAUUGGUUAAAGAAAAUGUGCUACACAAAGCUUACCUAUCCUUAUUGGACCAUUAAUCUUGCACUUAACCUACUAAAUAUGGACACUCGAAAUUUCACAAAAAUGUAGACGUAGUGGUAAAGUUGUUGACUCGCCGUAUUUUUAGAAGCUUUCCCAUUUAACGUCAGAAAAAAGGUAAUAAAACUAAUUUAAGCAUGCUGAACUUCUGGCUCGAAUACAGUUCUUAUGAAUCUAACAGGUGAUCCGUCGAAAGGAAAGAAAUCAGUGUUUUCCAGUCUUUCUACCCCUCUUUAAAUUCUUCAUCUUUGUCAGAAAUGCCUUGUAAUUUUUUUAUAAUUAAACCUUAAACUACUUUUCUAAUCAUGCUUUUAUCCAUUUAGCCCGGUUUCACUUUUAUGUCGAUUAGUAUAUUCGAACGGGUAUUUUUUUCUUAUGCACAUACAAGGGACACGCCCUAUCCCUCCCUCCAUAUCCAUUAAUAUCAAAAAGACGUAUCCUCUUUCCAUAAUCUUCAGAAAAAUGCUGUUUUCCGAUAUUUUUAGCACAAUUUCUGAUAAUUUCUCAAUUUGAUAAUCCUCCUUGCCGACAGAUCGGAAGUCUGUUUGGGCCCAGAUUUCUGCUGAAUCUGUACAUAGCAGGGGCGAUCAGCGGGUCCAGCUUCUAUUUAGUGCACCAAGCUCUGACUUCCCCUUCCUUCAGGGUAAUCUCCCCUGUUGAUCUUGAAAUGCUGAUGCUUUUCUUCCAUCCCUGGAGAACCCCGUUACCUUCAAGAUCCCCCCCCACUGACAACAAGUUGCCAUCUUUUUUCUUGGAUAUUUCAGCAUGCGGACAUGAUGAUUCACUCGAGAUCCUAUGCACUGGUACACAAUUUCGCUCAGAUGGUUAUGUGAGUUACCGUUUUUUGCCACAUAAUUUCCAUCAAAUUCCUCGUCUUCCCAUUCCACAGGGCGCUAGCGCGGCUGUAAAUGCCAUUCUCCUCCUUGAUGUGUUCCUCUUCCCUAAGAACAUAUACUAUCUCAACUUCUUCAUCCCUGUUCCUGCGGCAUUGAUGGUGGGCUCUCUCCCUUUAUGGAAAAAAAAAUGAGACAAUUCCAUGUUUUCAGACCGAUUCCUAAACCCUUUUGAUCGAUCUGUUGUCUCAGGGGGCGAUAAUCAUCGGAUCCGAUCUGUGGAAGAUUAAAAAGGUGAUGUGCCCCUGGUUUUCUGAGUUUCCAAAUCUGGCGUAGGAUCAUCCUCUCUGAUUCCUGUCUCAAUUCCACAGGGAGAGGAGCGAAUUUCUGGGUCAGCGCACCUCGGCGGUGCCCUAGUUGCGGCGCUGGUGUGGGCGCGGAUCAGGAAGGGUUGGAUCUGA